GUGAGCACUUAAAAUGUCAGACUCCAGAAGGAAGAAUGGAAACUGAAAGUAAUGGAUGGGAGGAUACAAAGGUCUAAUCUGUACAGACAGUAGACCAGAAUCGAAACUGCAGCCUGCUGCGGAGUGUGUGCUGUGUGGACUGAUGCAGAGGACGGAGCAGAGAGCAGCUUACUGCAUACACCGAGACAGCGAGACCGAGGACGGAGGCACCUGACCGGCUGAUUCCUCUGUGUGAGAUUCUCACCACUCAUGGAUCGCCAGGGAAGAUCUCUGGAUGACCCUCAAAAUAAUCGCCCAUAUCGAAGAAACAGGACAGGAUCAAGACAAAGAAGAGAUCCUAGUAAUGGCCCACAGCAAAUACAGUGUCAGCGGCAAGAAAGAAUGAAUGAAGAUUGGAGGGGAGGGGGAGGACAGCAUGAGCACAGAGCUGGUGGUCGAAUUGCCCAACAAGCUGAGCAGAGAGGUGGUGGGCAACAUGCACAACGAGGUGGUGGGCAACAUGCACAACGAGGUGGUGUACAACAUGCACAACGAGGUGGAUGGCAACAUGCACAAGGAGGUGGAGGACAACAUGCACAACGAGGUAGAGGGCAACAUGCACAACGAGGUGGUGGACGACAGGAGUAUGGGGCUGGACGAUACAAUGAACAACCAGCUGGUGGACAACAUGUACAUGGAGCUGGUGGACAAAAUCAACAAUGGGUUGGUGGACAUCAUGAGCAUAGACCAAGAGCAGAAAAUGAACAAAGAGCUGGUGGCCAGCCGGUUAAUAACUGGAGAGGAGGAAACCACAAUCAGAGAGGCAGGCAUAAUGGAGAGAUUGGAAGAGAACAGCAAGUUAGAUAUUUGGGCUACAAAGCCCUUGAAGGACUGCUAGAAAAGGAUCCAUCUGAAGUAGUGAUUACACUAGGUGCACACUCUGGUCUCAGUGAAUUACUAUCAACCUCAGAAAUGAAGCCAGAGUUUGUGGAGUUGCUUUGCAAAGUGCUUUGCAGAGCCUGUGCCUCUAAGCUAGACAGGCAGAGUAUUCAGUAUCUUCUUGGUCGGGUCAAGGCAUCUAUGUACCUCCGCACAUGCCUCCCACGCUACAUAGUGGGAGUGAUGACAGAGGCUUUGCCUGAGAGAAGAUACCGUUAUCCGGAUCAUAUUUCUAACAUACUUUGUCUUCUCCAGGAACUUAUUAGCAUCUUCCCUGCCAGUAGCCUCCCGGAGACCUCUAUGUUGGUAUCUCUAAUUCCUGACUCAGUCAAUGCUUUGCGUGCAUCUGGAGUAGAUGUGGGAGAGCAUAUAGAGCAGAGUCUAGAAAGGUUAUCAAAUUUCAUAAAGCACUUACAGGACAAGAGGAGAGAUGGGACACUACGAGUAGACACACACAUGGUCCUUGGACCAGAGGUCGCUGGUGAAGACUUCAGAACCAUGAGUGUGUACCCUAGUUAUGAUGAAAUUCAAUUGAAUAAAAAUCCAUUUCUCAGACCAAAUACUCUCAUGAACAAGUAUGAAAGCACAAGCCUCUACCUGGACACUCACUUCAGACUCUUGAGGGAAGAUUUUGUGAGACCAUUAAGAAAUGGGAUCCAAGAGAUCCUGCAGCAACAUGACGAUCGAGGGUUUCGCAAAAUGAAAUUUGAUGACAUUCGAAUUUACUUUGACACACGUGUUCUGACUCCAAUGUGCACACCUUCAGGCAUCAUUUACAAGGUGCAGUUUGACAUUACACCAUUAAAGAUGAUCAGAUGGCAGAACUCCAAGCGUCUGUUGUAUGGGUCUUUGGUCUGUCUGUCCAAGGAUAAUUUUGAAUCCUUCCUCUUUGCCACAGUUUCAAAUCGUGAUGAAAAAGAGCUGGUGCAUGGUGUUGUGCAACUGCAAUUUAGUGAGCAGAGCAGAGAACGCCUGGCAAGAACACGUCCAACAGAUUCCUUCAUCAUGGUAGAGACCACUGCCUAUUUUGAGGCAUAUCGGCAUGUCCUGGAGGGGUUGCAGGAGAUGAAUGAGCAGGAUGUGCCUUUCCAGAAAUAUAUUGUAUUAUGUGAGAAGAAUGUGGAAGCACCACGUUACCUUAAUGCAGGUGUCCAGUAUAACCUUAGCUGUUUAAUAAGUGAGCUAAAGGUGGUUCCAGCUAUGGAGAGAAAGAUCAAUAUCCUGAAUUUCUUGGAGUGGCCUUCAAAAGAAAUCCUUGGCUUUGAUGAAUCUCAGAUAGAGGCUGUGCAGCUGGCACUCACAAAGGAACUUGCCAUCAUCCAGGGACCACCUGGCACAGGAAAGACAUAUGUGGGACUGAAGAUUGCACAAGCUCUGCUCACUAAUACUAAUGUGUGGCAACAAAAUGGGCACUCAAAUCCAGUGCUAGUGGUCUGCUACACCAAUCAUGCAUUAGAUCAGUUUCUAGAAGGAAUCCACCAGUUCCUGAGAAAAGGAAUUGUCCGCGUAGGGGGACGCAGCAGCAGUGAGGUUCUGAAGGAGUUUAAUCUCAGAGAGUUGAGAGGACGUCCAGAAAUCCGCAGGGCUUUUCCCAACCAUAUACACAGAGCAUGUUCAGAAGUAAUAAAUAAUAUGAAAGUAUCAGAACAGAAGCUUAAUGAGGGGGCCCAGGUUUUGCAGUGCUCCACCUCUGGGGUCAUUCAUGAAAAGUUCCUUGAGAGAUAUAUAAAGGAAGAGCACUGGGAUAACUUACAUGAAGUCAUGAAUGAUGAUGAAUUCUUUAUCAUGCCUGGACGAGGAAAGGCAUCAGUAAUCGUUGAAUGGCUUGGACUAGGUGUCUCUCCGUUUAUGCAGACAGAUCCAAAUGGAGCAGCAGCCCAGCCUGAGCCUGAUGAUUUGGAAGAAGAGGAACCAGAGAAUGAUGGACUGAUUGAGAUACAAGAGGAGGCUGACAUAAUUCAGGAUGAACGUGUACUUGAUGAUGAAGCUGAAGAUGUGAGACCAAGAAAACGGGACAACAAGACAGAGAUCAACGCUGUGGCACGGCUUCUGCAUGCAUUGUCAUUAGAAAACAAUGAACAACAAGGCACACAGGAAGAAGAGGAAGGUUGGCAGAUGUCAUCAAAGCAGAAGAAGAAGAGGAAACAAAGGAUGAAGAAUGAACUAAGAAAAUUAGAUGCAAUGACAGAAGCCGAGGUUGAUCAAGUGAAAGAUCUGUGGAGUCUGGACCUAAAUAUGCGCUGGAGACUGUACAGACAUUGGAUACAACUCUACCAGCUGGAUAUUCGUCAGAAAAUACUGACUCAUGAGAAGACUUAUCAGGAGUUAGCAGAUCGCUUAGUGGAGUUGAGACAACGGCAGGACCUGCAUAUUCUUCAGCAAGCUCAGGUCAUCGGCAUGACAACCACAGGUGCUGCCAAGUAUCGUCGUAUUCUGCAAGAAGUAGAGCCACGUAUUGUCAUAGUGGAAGAGGCAGCAGAAGUCCUUGAGGCUCAUACAAUAACCACACUUAGUUCAGCUUGUCAGCACCUUAUUCUCAUUGGGGACCAUCAGCAGCUGAGGCCUAGUGCUAAUGUAUAUGACUUGGCCAAGAACUUUAACCUUGAAGUAUCACUGUUUGAACGUCUCAUCCAUUCAAAUCUACCAUUCGUGCGUCUAAACUACCAGCAUCGCAUGAGGCCAGAAAUAGCGAGAUUAUUGACUCCACAUAUCUAUAAAGAGCUUGAGAAUCAUUCAUCUGUACUCAACUAUGAUAAAAUCAAGGGAGUCGCCUCAAACCUCUUCUUUGUGGAACAUGAAUACCCAGAACAAGAGAUUAAGGAUGGGAAGAGUCAUCAGAACAUACAUGAAGCAGAGUUUGUAGUGGCGCUCUGCAAAUACUUUCUGAACCAAGAGUAUAAGCCAUCUCAGAUCACUAUCCUGACUACCUACACAGGGCAGCUUUUCUGUCUCCGCAAGCUCAUGCCAGCCCAGACAUUCUCUGGGGUAAAGGUGCAUGUUGUGGAUAAGUACCAGGGGGAGGAAAAUGACAUCAUCAUUCUUUCGUUGGUCCGCAGCAACAAACACAGAAAAGUUGGUUUCCUUAAGAUUCCCAAUCGAAUCUGUGUGGCAUUGUCGAGAGCCAAGAAAGGACUGUAUUGUAUUGGCAACAUGAACAUGCUCAGCACUGUCCAGCUCUGGAGCCUAAUUCUUUGUACGCUACGACAGGGGGCACAAGUUGGAGAACAGCUUAUGCUUUGCUGUCAGAAUCAUCCUGAGAAACGCACCCUUGUAAGCAGAGCCAAUGAUUUUAAGAAUGUACCAGAAGGGGGCUGCAACCAACUCUGUGAUUUCAGACUGAACUGCGGACAUGUGUGUACUCGUAUGUGUCAUCCAUAUGAUCAAGAGCACAAAGAAUACCUUUGUUAUAAGGACUGCCAGAAAGUGUUAUGUAAUAAAGGCCACCGGUGCAUACUGAAAUGUUUUGAACCCUGCGGGCAGUGCAUGGAAAGCGUGGAGAAGCUCAUGCCAAUCUGUGGUCACCAACAGACGGUGCCAUGUAGCAUCCCUGUAGAUAUAUUCUGUUGCUCUAUGCCAUGUGACAAGCUCUUGCAGUGUGGUCAUCCAUGUGAAAAGAGUUGUGGCGAGGACUGUGAAACACGUUGUAAGAAAGAUAUAACUGUGGAGCUGAAGUGUGGACAUAGUCAGCGUAUUAAGUGCUGGCAGAAACCUGAUAUAGAGAUGGGUAUGCCCGUAAAAUGCAAAGUUCCUUGCCGAGCUAAAUUAAGUUGUGGUCAUACAUGCCCUGGUACAUGUGACACUUGCUUUCAAGGACGUUUCCAUGAAAGCUGCAGACACCCAUGUAAGGCUCUUUUAAUAUGUUCACAUAAAUGCAAAGAGCCAUGUACAACUGAAUGUCCACCUUGCAGUAGACAAUGCCAGAACCACUGUGUCCACAGCCGUUGUAAAAAGCUGUGUGGAGAGAGCUGUGUGCCAUGCAUAGAGCCCUGUAACUGGAGAUGUGAGCACUACAGCUGCAGUAAGUUAUGCUCUGAGCCAUGUGAUCGGCCACCAUGCAAUGUCCAUUGUACAAAGAAACUCAAAUGCGGACACCCUUGCAUUGGUCUGUGCGGCGAGCCCUGUCCCAAAAAAUGCCUGGUUUGCAACAAAGAUGAGGUCACUGAAAUAUUCUUUGGUUUUGAAGAAGAGGAAAAUGCUCGAUUUGUGCAGUUGGAGGAUUGCGGACACAUUUUUGAGACUGCGGGCAUGGAUACAUACAUGGAAAAUAAAGAUUCCCAAGAGGAAACUGCAAUCAAACUCAAAGUGUGCCCAAAAUGCCAGGUUUAUAUAAGGAAAAACUUGAGAUACGGCACUGCCAUCAACAAAACUUUGGAUGAGAUCGAGAAGGUGAAAGAAAGGAUAAUAGGUCCAGUGGAUCAAAGAAUUGUAACCAGGAGUCGGCUCAAAAACACUCUAAAGCAGAUGGAUGAUAUUAAAAGAACAUUUUUUGAUGAAUAUUUGAAGUUACAGGAGUCGCUGGAGAAUCCAGAGACUUCACUCAGGAAAUUGAGUACCCUAGAAAAUAUGAUGUUAUUCUAUGAAAGGUUGGCAAAACUAUUUAGCAACAUAAAAAAAGUUGAUGAUAACGAGAAGACGGCUCUGAAGAAUCGCUUGCUGGAAAUUAAAAAAUGGUUGGAGAGAUCAUCAUUUUUAACAGAACAAGAGCUAUCUGAUCUUCAAAGUGAAGUCCAGCGUUUUGUCUUCCUUCUAGAUCUGCUUGUACGAUGCAAAGAGGCGAGUGGGAGGAUUACUCCAGAGAUUCAUAAAGAAAUAGGGAUCAUAAGAGAUGUUUUAGAAGGAAAUAAAAAGUUCAGUGAAGACAGUGAAAUAUUUGUGAAGAGGAAAUUAAAAGAGCUGAAGAGUAGCCUUCCACAUUCAGGACUGGGGAUAACAGAGAAGGAACGAGUGCUGAUUGUACAAGCUAUGGGCCUCCAAAAGGGUCACUGGUUUAAGUGUCCCAACAAUCACAUAUAUUGUAUCACAGAAUGUGGAGGAGCAAUGGAACGCUCCAAAUGUCCUGAAUGUCGGGCAGUUAUCGGGGGAGAGAACCACAACCUUGAAACAAGCAACAGGCUGGCUCCAGAAAUGGAUGGAGCACAACAUGCAGCUUGGUCUGAAGUUGCAAACAACUUGCUAAAUUUCCAAGAUUUAAGGAAUGCGGCCUUGUGAGUUCCCUACACUCAGAAAGAUGCCUGUGAGACACACUCACAAAGCAUAACUAAAAAUGUCAAAGUAAUCUUGAAAGUAGUCAGUGAAACUCGGGCAUUUUCUACUUUGGAAAAUAUUAAUAUGAAUCUAUAAUUAAGUGGGGGAAAAACAAAAGUUGUGUAGAAAUAGAUGCCUCAUUAUUCAUAAUAAUGAAAUUUAGAAUUCAGUGUAUAUAAUGCCUCCUGUCUAAAAACACAAAAGAUGUAAAAACAUACAAAAGAUUUGCAGUGAUUAUAGGGUAUUAGUCGUUAGUUCAAUAACUCAUGUAGAAAAGUAUCUUAUGGCUAGCUUCUCCAUUAGGCCCAGAUUACAUGAACGGUAUUUAGCAGGCCUGUGUCUCAUUCAGACAUAUGUGAACAUAGGGAUAACUCAGCACGCUAGAGGUAUCGGUCAUGUCUAUGGUAACAGAAAUGCUACCUAUGAACUGCUAAAUGGAGGUAAUUACAGUGAAAUGACAUCACUGGACAAGCUAUGCUUUAUCAUUUCAGCUUUUUGUCCAAUUUGACACAGCUUUUAUCUUUAUCUUACAAAUGGAAGUGUGGCUAUGGCUUUUUGUGAUAUAUAUAGUAUUAAAAAGGUGGCAGCUUAACCGACACUGAUUGAGAACUAUUGCUUCACAUUAAAAGUAUAUAUAACAUAUUCUCUAUAUUACUAUGUCCAAAAACAAUUCAUCAAUAUCUCUGAGGUACAAAAUUAUUCUUGAAGAAUCUUCAGCUUGCAUUGGUGAAAAUAUCCAGUGUCUUUUUCUUAAAUAUAUAAUGUAGUAUUUUUUAUAAGAGUGCCAAUAACAUGAAAUUAUUGCAUUUACUGAAUAAACAUAUAUUGUGCUUCCUCUGAAA
Messenger RNA from Pseudophryne corroboree (corroboree frog), 7004 nucleotides. RefSeq names its product zinc finger NFX1-type containing 1 (gene ZNFX1). The transcript has 15 exons. Gene Ontology annotation, biological process: regulatory ncRNA-mediated heterochromatin formation. The coding region runs from base 250 to 6126 and encodes 1958 amino acids. Gene Ontology annotation, molecular function: zinc ion binding; helicase activity. NCBI's taxonomy places the organism in Eukaryota, Metazoa, Chordata, Amphibia, Anura, Myobatrachidae. The record is from RefSeq and is a predicted model, not a curated record. Gene Ontology annotation, cellular component: nuclear RNA-directed RNA polymerase complex; nucleus.